Messenger RNA from Oreochromis aureus, 1443 nucleotides. Its product is annotated as serine/threonine-protein kinase pim-1-like. Lineage: Eukaryota; Metazoa; Chordata; Actinopteri; Cichliformes; Cichlidae. Gene Ontology annotation, molecular function: ATP binding; protein serine/threonine kinase activity. The transcript is spliced from 9 exons. Gene Ontology annotation, biological process: negative regulation of apoptotic process; protein autophosphorylation; regulation of mitotic cell cycle. The record is from RefSeq and is a predicted model, not a curated record. The coding region runs from base 65 to 1261 and encodes 398 amino acids. Gene Ontology annotation, cellular component: cytoplasm.
GCAUACAAAGUCAGAGUUCAAGUGAGUUUAGUACAAAGAGUACAAUUUUGAACCAGUUUCUGACAUGUCGUUAAAAUCUCAGCCGACCUUUACCACACCACGUGCUGUGGCUGUGCGUAAAUAUCUAGACCGCCACACUGAGCCCUGGUUCCUCAGGAUAGAGGACAGGACGUCAGGUGGGCGAAUCAAGAACUCCAAACAAAAGGAUUGUGCCACAGAAAGACUGGAAGAAGCUUCCAAAAGAAGCAAGGACAGCAAAAGUCCAACUCCAGGCCUCAGCCAUCUUGUCUUGGAGAAGUCUGCUUUCAGAAAGAAGAGCAGCAAACGAAAGUCAAGCAGCGAUGGAACAAAACAACCACCCAGUAAAAAGAGCAAGACAUCAAGCUCACAGGAGGAGGCCAGCUGCUCCGUCUAUGAGACAGAUACACCUUUGCCCAGCGCAUACAAAAGUCACAGUAUAGAGGACUUUGAAGAAAAAUACGAAGAGCAGGAUAAGCUGGGUGAAGGAGGCUUUGGGACUGUCUUCUUUGGAAAACGCAGAGAAGACAAUUUCCCAGUGGUGAUUAAGCAUGUUGCUCACGUUUUAGUCAGCUACCAACCAGUGCUUCUUAAUGGUAAAAUGACCAAGAUUCCCAAGGAGGUGGCAUUGCUAAUAAAAGUGGGGGCAGGACCAGAGGCUACAAGCAGCAAUGUGACGCCUGUUUUAAUCGACUGGUAUGACUUGGAAGACGAACUCAUUAUGGUCUUUGAAAGGCCAAAAGAAAACAUAGACUUGGAAGCCUACCUGGCAAACAGAAGAACCUUUGUGCACGAGAGGGAGGUUAAGGUCAUAAUGAGACAGCUGGUACAUGCAGCCGCUGAAAUGCAAUCCAAGGGUGUCUUCCAUCGAGACAUUAAGCCAGACAAUAUUGUGUGUGACACAUCGCCUGAUCAUCCACCAUUUCAAUGUGUCAGAUUCAUCGAUUUUGGCAUUGGAGUCACUUUUAGACCAGAAGCAGUCACACGAAGAAAUGGGACCAAAUCACCUGCUCCAAACUGGCAGGACUUUAAUGCCACCACAGCAGACUGCGUCACAGUUUUGCAGCUGGGUACGGUGAUGGAUUGGCUGGUACGUCACAUCAUCCCUGAUGACAACAACACAUCUGAGAUGCGCACUGACAUUUCAGAGGAUUGCAAGUGUUUUCUGUUGGGUUGUUACUGUCAGAGCCAUGAAGACCGUCUCACCCUAGAGGAAGUUCAGAAUCAUCCCUGGCUCAAAUGAUGUAUUGAUGCCAAGCAAAACAGUGUUACAGAGCAGAAUCUCUAACAGAGAAGUAUUCGGUCACAUUCAAAAGCUAUGACACAUAGCUGUCCAUGUUUUUAUCAUUUCUAUCAUUUUUACAGGGCCCGCCCCUCUGGAAGCACCCCACAAGAGCAAGUGGACCAUGAGAUCGCAGUGGAACU